This is a messenger RNA of Daktulosphaira vitifoliae (grape phylloxera), 708 nucleotides long. RefSeq lists its product as uncharacterized. Gene Ontology annotation, molecular function: nucleic acid binding. The transcript is spliced from 2 exons. NCBI's taxonomy places the organism in Eukaryota, Metazoa, Arthropoda, Insecta, Hemiptera, Phylloxeridae. Bases 1 to 708 code for a protein of 235 amino acids. The record is from RefSeq and is a predicted model, not a curated record.
AUGAUAUUCGAAGCCUACCAUAAGAAGUUCCUAUAUAUCGGUCCUCAAGGUUUACUUGCAAAUAUUCGUGCACAUUUUUGGCCAUUAAGAGGCAGAGACAUAGCACGCAUAACCGUUAACAAACGUGAAAUAAUCAAAUAUUAUGCAAAACAAAGAUCUGGAAGAACUGUAUAUGAUGAACUGCUUGAUGAAGGUAUACAAUGGAUUUUUAUACCACCAUCAGCGCCACACUUUGGAGGCGUUUGGGAAGCGGCCGUCAAGUCCUGUAAGUAUCAUUUGGUACGCACUAUUUUGGGCACGAGUUUUAAUUUUGAAGAGUUGUGUACCGUACUUGCUCAAGUUGAAGCGUGCUUGAACUCAAGACCCUUAACACCGUUAUCUUCAGAUCCGUGCGAUUUUAAUGUUCUAACACCUAGUCAUUUUUUAAUUGGUGGACCUGCUCAGGUGAUACCAGAACCGGAUCUUUUGGAUAUACCAGCAAAUCGAGUACGAAAAUGGUCAUUGAUGCAAAAAACAAUGCAAGACUUUUGGCGUAGAUGGAGAAUGGAAUAUUUGUCUUCGUUACAGGUGAAGAAUAAGUGGUUGAAGGAUGAAAAACCUAUUCCUAUUGGAUCAUUAGCAAUUUUAAAGGAAGAUAAUGCACCACCAUUAAAAUGGCCUAUGGUAAGAAUAGAAGCUGUGCAUCCGGGAAAGGACAAGAUAGUUUGA